This is a messenger RNA of Scylla paramamosain (green mud crab), 3415 nucleotides long. RefSeq names its product clavesin-2-like. The record is from RefSeq and is a predicted model, not a curated record. The transcript is spliced from 6 exons. Gene Ontology annotation, cellular component: membrane. Gene Ontology annotation, molecular function: phosphatidylinositol bisphosphate binding. The coding region runs from base 439 to 1623 and encodes 394 amino acids. NCBI's taxonomy places the organism in Eukaryota, Metazoa, Arthropoda, Malacostraca, Decapoda, Portunidae.
GCAGGAGGGACGGGGCCGCGGGAGGCUCGGAGUCACCUCACGCCACUCGCUCCAAGCCUUCCUCGGGAGACUACGUUACUGUCACGCUGCUUCUGUGAGUCACGUGAGCUGCGGUGUCUCUAAUUCGCUCCUGCCGGUUCAGGUGUGGCGAGUGUGGACGUGAGUGACUAGUGCUAAGUGUGAGGUGACGCCCUGCAGUGCCGCGCCCCUGGGAAUGUGCCCCCACGCUGGACUGUCGAGGUGUGGCCUGACCAACAGCUAUCACUUCAGGUCAUAACGCAGAGAAGCGCCGCCGCCUCUCGAGGUCUCUCCCUUGCCUCCCCGCGAGCGGUGAGGAGAGACCACCGCCAGGGAAAGUAAAGUCGUUAAGGGACUUACAUCACCGGCAAGCUGCUCAGGGCCGCCCUCAGGGGAGCGCACAAGACAGCGCCCCCAGAUAUGGAUGUGUGUGAGCUGGGAGGAACGUGGGGGCGGCACAUGGUCCCGCCCUUCUCGUGCGAUGACGUGGGCGUGGAUCGCAAGCCUUUCGAGAGCACCAUGCCCUUGCCCGACUCCAGCCACGCCGUCCAGCAGCUGCACGCCCUCCUGCCCACCAGGCCUGAUGUGGCUUUCCUCAGAACGGACCCUGCUUUCUUGAUGCGCUUCCUUCGAGCCAGGAAGUUCAGAGUGGGAGACGCCUUCCUGCUGCUGUGCCACUAUUUUGAGUACCGCCAGCGCCACAGAGAUCUUUUCCGGGGCCUCAACGUGGGCGGCGAGUGUGACGGCAAGGGUGAAACAGCCAUCCAGACAGCCCUUCUAGACGGGCUGCCAGGAGUACUGGCUGAGCGGGACCCCUGUGGAAGGCCCGUUAUAGUCCUCCUUGCCUCCAAUUGGGACCACACAAAGUAUGACGUGAGAACAGUGUACCAGGCAGUACUGCUGACCCUGGAGAGGCUGGUGGAGGAUGAGGCAGUGCAGUCCAAUGGAGUGGUAGCCAUCCUCGACUGGUCCAACUUUCCAGCCAGACUAACCACCAGUUUAUCACCAAAACUUCUCAGGCUCAUGCUGGAUGGACUGCAGGAUGCUUUCCCACUGCGUCUGGGAGCCCUGCACCUCAUCAACCAGCCCUGGUAUGUGGAAGCAGCCCUGGGUCUUGCUCGUCCAUUCCUCAAGGAGAAACUGCGCUCAAGGAUACAUGUUCAUGGGAAUAAUUUAGCAAGAUUGCAUGCCCAAGUGCCACCAAGGCUCCUGCCUGCUGAGCUCGGAGGAGAGGGAGGAGAGUACCAUGCACUCACCUGGGCCUCCACCAUGCUUAACUACACACCUGCUCAGCAAACCACUGAAAAGACUACACCAGCCUCCCCAACCACUCCUACACCAGAGCCUCCAAAAGCUGUGCAGAGUACAGAUGUCAAAACUACUACAGUCAAUGCAAAGACUAACUCUUCCCUCCUAGAUACCACAGAAUGCUCACCCAACACAGCAGCAGACUCCCAGAGCACCCCUCUGGUGACCAAAAGUGAAAGUACUGUUGAGCCAAGUAAAAGUUUUACCUCAAUGUUGUUUGGGUUGAGUGACUCUAACAGUGCCACCAAAAAUGGUAAUGUUAGUGAGGGAGAAGAUACCUCAUUGAAGUCUCAUUAGAGAUACAGUUAUCAAAGCAAGAUGUAUAAUGGAAAUCAAUUUGAUACAAGACUCUCAUUUUACAUACAUUGAAAAGCUUUCACCAAGAGUUUUGCUUUAAAAGCUGCAGUAUCAGCUUAUGUUCUAGAUUGCAUGUGGUGCCGGUGAAAGUUUGACAUAAUGAACAUUUGUGUACUUUGUUCUUCCUGAACCAUAUAUAUAUAUAUAUAUAUAUAUAUAUAUAUAUAUAUAUAUAUAUAUAUAUAUAUAUAUAUAUAUAUAUAUAUAUAUAUAUAUAUAUAUAUAUAUACAAUACUUUCACUUGGAAGUUAUUUAUUUCUCCAGUGCACAAGAUGUUUUUGUGUGUUAUUACCUAUGUGCUUACUCCUGAAAAUCCAUUUAUUUUUUAUAAGAAUUUUCUGGCAAAUGCUAAUGUUUACAUGAACUACAACACUCUUGCAUGGAGCCUUCACUGUAAUGUUAAACUGUUCUAGUCUUUUGUAUGUACUGAGAAUUCAUGACAAUAUGAUGGUAAGGCAUUGCCCUCAAGGGAGAAUUGUGAUGACCCCGUCAAGGUUAUCUCUUAGUGGUAACAUCGUGUAAACUGACCGGAGAUUCACCCAAAAGAAUCCUUUCUACAUCAUAUGUUAUCAUUUUCUUUAAUUUUGAUAUGUGGAAUAAUUACAUAAUCAAAAUGUAGUAUUCUGACAUGACCUAUAUUGAGCUAAAAAAGAUUAGAAGAAAAUUGGAUUGAAAUUCUAUAAUUCAGUCAAUAUGGGCUACAAAAGUACUGCACAAGUGUAAACUUCACUUUAUUGUAAUUUCUCUCUCUCUCUCUCUCUCUCUCUCUCUCUCUCUCUCUCUCUCUCUCUCUCUCUCUCUCUCUCUCUCUCUCUCUCUCUCUCUCUCUCUCUCUCUCUCUCUCUCUCUCUCUCUCUCUCUCUCUCUCUCUCUCUGUGUGUGUGUGUGUGUGUGUGUCAGAGAAAUAAAGGAAUUAAAGCUCUCCAUUUGUGGUCAGUUAUGAACUAAUCAUAUCAAUACAACCAUUUGUACACAAAAUAUCUCAGUCAUAUUUUGGCCCAACUAUUGUUUUCAUAUACUUAUUCAUAACUUAUUACUAGUCAAGUGUUCCCCAAGAAAAUAUUUGAGAUUUCCUCCUUAUAGCCUAUGAUUUCUCUUUGUAUCUGUUUGUUUGGCAACAUAUCAGAAAGGUUUCUUCAGAUCCACCUGUCCCAUCACAGUGGCAGGUGAUGGUCUCAGGUGCUCAUCCCAUCCACAGGCAUUUCAGUUUGUCAUAUCCAAGAGUACGAAUUUCAUAACAACGGUUAUGCAUUUUAUUCUGGUCUUUAUGAUUAAGAAAAUUCCUUAAUACUUUUUUUUUGCAGAGCAUCAAUAACUUACAUUCAAUACAAUAUAAAAUUAGAAGAUAUGAAUGUAUUCAGUGAUGCCAAGGAUAACUUUUGUUUACCAUUAUUCAAGCUGCUGUACUGCAGGCAUAGGCACACAUUGUACUCCAGAGUUUGAUAAAUGUAUGUACUGCAGUGUUUGUAUAACUAUUUCUAUUUUAAGCAAGCAAAUGUGACUUCUUCCUGUACAAGAUUGAAAUCAAAUUAUGAUGAUUACUUGUAUGUGGUUUAUGUCAUGAUUUCAGCCAGACCUUGAAGAAACCUAUUCACAAGAUGUAUAAAGGCUUUUAAGUGAUGGGCUUUGAAAAAUGCCAGUGUAGGCAAGUAAACAGUAAACAAAUGUUAAUUAUGAUUUUCAGUAUACAUGUGUAUAAUUUUUACUAGGCAAUAAACUUUUAUAUAAAAUA